This is a messenger RNA of Pleurotus ostreatus (oyster mushroom), 1932 nucleotides long. RefSeq lists its product as uncharacterized. The coding region runs from base 1 to 1932 and encodes 643 amino acids. Gene Ontology annotation, cellular component: membrane. NCBI's taxonomy places the organism in Eukaryota, Fungi, Basidiomycota, Agaricomycetes, Agaricales, Pleurotaceae. Gene Ontology annotation, molecular function: antiporter activity; xenobiotic transmembrane transporter activity. The transcript is spliced from 14 exons. The record is from RefSeq and is a predicted model, not a curated record. Gene Ontology annotation, biological process: xenobiotic detoxification by transmembrane export across the plasma membrane.
AUGCUCCUACAGCCCAACCCUGAGCUGACCGACAAACACGGGCCGAAGCAGAAACACGAUCGGGAAUCACGUGUUGCUCAGGACACCCCUCAAAUUUUCGCUACAUCGGAGCAUCCCAAGACGCUGACAUACGCUAAGCAUCUUUCCUUCGCUCCAUCACCAUUACUGGUGCGCAGUGCCAGAAUGUCGGCCACCUUUGCCCACUACCAAGGCCCUGCUUCACUUCCAUCCGAUUAUGCCAUUGUGUCGCGGUACGCCGCAGCGCACCCAGACAAUGAGGAGUCCAUUGACUCAGAGGACGAGGACGAGCGAUCCAUAUCAUCAAGUAACUCCACUGAACGCGUAGACUCGCGAGCUCACAGCCCGCGGCGGAAGAGUUUUCCCUCCGCACCCUACCUCCGCCGCCCCACUGUCAUGACCAUGCCAUCUAGGCAUUCACACCGCUCAGCGUCGAACGUCUCUGAGACUACACCGUUGCUGCCUGCGCCUGAUGUUCCCCGAAUGAUAGAGAGCAAUGACGGGGACAAUGCAGAUAGGCAGACGACGAUGUCGAUGUUCUGGGAAGAGCUGAGAGUGCUCACACGAUACGCACUCCCGGUAUACGGCACGCAUCUGCUCGAAUACAGCCUGGUAAUGGCUUCUGUUGUAUCUAUUGGUCACUUAUCGAUGACGGCCCUCGCAGCCAUCACACUUGGCUCCAUGACUGCCAGUGUUUCGGGGUUUAGUAUCAUCCAAGGCUUUACCAGUGCUUUGGAUACCAUGCUCCCUGCUGCGUGGACGUCAUCUGAUCCACAGUUGGUAGGACUUUGGUCGCAGAGAAUGUGUGUGGUUAUGGCGGCGACACUUGUACCUAUACUGGGCAUCUGGCUCAACGCAGAGAACCUCCUCCUGUUCUUGAAGCAAGAUCCGGAGGUUGCUAGACUUGCUGCUGUUUACCUGCGAUGGAUAUCAUUUGGCUUACCGGCUUAUGCCUUCAACUGUGUGAGUCGGCGGUACUUCCAGUCACAAGGGCUUUUUGCUGUUCCUACACGGAUCAUCUUCGUUGUCGCGCCGAUCAAUGCCCUACUGAACUACGCGCUUGUAUGGGGGCCCGAGCCCAUUCGCCUCGGAUAUAUCGGCGCACCGAUUGCUAGCGCCAUCUCAUUCAACCUCGUUUCCCUUGCAUCUAUCGUCUAUGGUGUGGCGUAUGUACCGAAGACUGCGUGGCAUCCCCUUUCUCGUAGAACCUUUACAAGUCUAGGCAUCUUGGUGCAACUUGGCCUUGCUGGAGUUGGACAAACCGCGUCUGAAUGGUGGGCUUGGGAGCUCGUGGGUCUUGCUGCCAGUCUGCUAGGUCCCGCCGUUCUCGCUACCCAAUCCGUUCUGUUAGUUUCUGCGUCUACGACCUUCCAGGCCCCCUUCGCUUUAGCUGUAGCUACUUCCGUCAGAAUUGGAAACCUGUUAGGCGAAGAGAAGGCCCGAAGAGCAGGCAUUGCGGCGAACACUGCUAUUGUUAUGGGAGUUGGAAUUGCCUUCAUCUGGAGUGCUAUGUUCCUCAUAUUCCGCAAAUCAUGGGCUCUCCUCUUCAAUGAUGAUCCUGAGGUCGUUAAACUCGUUGCGUCCAUUCUUCCCUUGGUGGCGCUCUUCCAAGUCUUCGAUGGUACAUCUGCUGUCACGUCUGGUAUCCUGCGAGCUCGCGGUAAACAAUUCACGGGCGCAUUGUUGAAUCUCAGCGCGUACUACGUGGUUGGCAUCCCCUUCGGCAUGUGGCUGACCUUCUCGUGGAAUCUCGGCCUAUACGGAUUGUGGAUCGGCCUUACGGUCUCUCUCGUCUACUGCUCCGUAUUCAGCACUCUAAUCGCAGUGCGCACGGAUUGGGACAGGGAAGUCAUGAAGGUGAUGGAAAGAGUUAAAAGCGGACACAAGGCCCGAGUCAGCGAAUCACACCACUAA